Messenger RNA from Setaria italica (foxtail millet), 1518 nucleotides. RefSeq names its product probable ubiquitin receptor RAD23. The record is from RefSeq and is a predicted model, not a curated record. NCBI's taxonomy places the organism in Eukaryota, Viridiplantae, Streptophyta, Magnoliopsida, Poales, Poaceae. Bases 124 to 1308 code for a protein of 394 amino acids. The transcript has 11 exons. Gene Ontology annotation, cellular component: cytosol; nucleoplasm. Gene Ontology annotation, molecular function: damaged DNA binding; proteasome binding; polyubiquitin modification-dependent protein binding. Gene Ontology annotation, biological process: proteasome-mediated ubiquitin-dependent protein catabolic process; nucleotide-excision repair.
CCUCACUGCCUCAGGGACCGAAAUAGAAAACUCCGAAGGAAAAAAAAUUCGCCCUCCUCUCGCCGUCCUCCCCUCGUCCGCCUCCAACCCUCGAGCUCGACGCGCAGGCGGCGGCGCGGCGAGAUGAAGGUCUCCGUGAAGACGCUCAAGGGAUCCAGCUUCCAGAUCGAAGUGGAGGCCACUGACAAGGUUGCUGAUGUGAAGAAGGUUAUAGAGAGUACACAAGGGCAGAAUGUCUACCCAGCUGACCAACAGAUGCUCAUACACCAAGGAAAGGUGCUCAAUGAUGAGACCACGUUGGAGGAAAACCAAGUUCUUGAGAACAAUUUCCUGGUUAUAAUGCUCAGACAGAACAAGGCCUCAUCAAGUGCACCACCAGCUAAGGCAUCUGCAAAUCAGGCGCCUCCUACUCAGACAGUUCCUGCUACUCCUGCACCUCAAACACCUGUGGCACCAGCUGCACCGGCACCAACUGUACCUGUCAGUGCACCUGCUCCAACUGCCACAGCCUCCCCAGCUCCUGCUGUUGCUGUAUCCACUGAAGCAGAUAGUUAUGGUCAGGCUGCCUCAAACCUUGUUGCUGGCGGCAACUUAGAAGGAACGAUUCAAUCCAUUCUUGAAAUGGGUGGUGGAACAUGGGAUAGAGACACUGUGCUACGUGCUCUACAGGCUGCAUAUAACAAUCCAGAGCGGGCUGUUGAGUACUUAUAUUCUGGGAUUCCUGAUCAGAUGGAUGUUCCUGCACCACCUCCAAGUUCCCAGGCAGCCAAUCCUGUCCAGCCUUCACAACCAGCUCAAGCUGCAGUUCCUUCGUCUGGUCCAAAUGUUAACCCGCUGGACCUCUUCCCACAAGCCCUUCCAAAUGCUUCUGCUAAUGCUGGGGCGGGAAAUCUUGAUGUUUUGCGUAAUAAUGCACAAUUCCAAACCUUGCUCAGUUUAGUGCAGGCUAACCCUCAAAUUUUACAGCCACUGCUUCAAGAAUUGGGGAAACAAAAUCCCCAGGUCAUGCAGCUGAUCCAGGAAAACCAAGCAGAAUUCAUGCGCUUGAUCAAUGAACCUCUGGAGGGAGAUGAAGAGAAUGAAAUGAACAUGCUGGACCAGAUUGCGGAUGCAGCUGAGACCAUUGCUGUCACUCCAGAGGAGAACGAAGCUAUACUUCGUCUUGAAGGGAUGGGCUUUGACAGGGCGCUUGUCCUGGAAGUGUUCUUUGCCUGCAACAAGAACGAGCAGCUGGCUGCGAACUACCUCUUGGACCACAUGCACGAGUUCGACAAUGACGAUGGGAUCGGUGGAGGGCCACCACUAUAAGGAGGCGGAACCGCUCUCAAGCUCUGCGUCAUGUGAAGGCUGUAGGGCAGAAUUAGGAGAACUUUUUUGGAUUUGCCUUGCCUAUUCGCUACCCCUAAUCUUGAAUUCGUUUCUGUUUGGCUUUGCUGUUUAGUACAUAACUCUAGAUUAUCAUCACAGACAGACUUUUAUAAUUGGAUAUAAAGGUCAUGAGUCAGUUUACUGGAUCUA